Molecule: messenger RNA, 456 nt
Organism: Notodromas monacha
Lineage: Eukaryota; Metazoa; Arthropoda; Ostracoda; Podocopida; Cyprididae
Source: the annotation of a GenBank genome assembly
GCGAGCUUUUGCGUCAUAAUCGCGGCGGCGCAGAUUUGCACAUGUCUGCCAGCUGGCGGCGUGGAGACACGUGAGGCUGCUGAAGAUCGCAAACUUCUUGAACUCGAUGCAUCCGCAAAGGCCUUCAACACCGGGAAAGCUUUACCACCCAAUGCCGACCACGUGGAAGAUCACGAAUUUUUGACACCGAAGGAAAUUUCAUUAAUUUCGGAGAUCAUUGAAAGGAUCACGAAAAAUGUCCUAGGUAGAUUUUCCGUGAUCAAAUGGAAGGAACGCAAAUUUAACUUGGAAACAGAACUCGAAGACGCCAUUCCGAAGAUGACUGAAGACAUGAUGGCAAUUCCGUCUGCUCAACCUCAUGACGAAUUUUUAGAUCCUGAUUCAAUUUACGACCCGGACUUUGCAUUGGACGAUAAAAUCGAUGAACACGUCAGGAGGAAGCGAAAUGCUGACGCA